Molecule: messenger RNA, 2815 nt
Organism: Rhopalosiphum maidis (corn leaf aphid)
Lineage: Eukaryota; Metazoa; Arthropoda; Insecta; Hemiptera; Aphididae
Product: rhoGEF domain-containing protein gxcI
Cellular component (GO): nucleus
Source: RefSeq, a predicted model, not a curated record
AUUUACGGUCUCGCCGGCCGCCAACCUGCAACCGUCGUUGUCGUCGUCGUCGUCCGCGUUCGCGUGGUCCGAGUGUGUGCGCGCGCGCUGUGUGUUCAAAAUCUUGCGCGGAACUUUUUUUUGUUUUUGUUUUUUGCCUGCUACUAAAAGUGCGUUGUGUACUUUGCAAAAGACGCCGCCCUAGAAAUUUUUUUUCAACGCACACGCUGCACGUAGUAUAAUAUUAAUAAAUACCUACUUACACGUUAUAAUAGUGUCGGGCCCGACGUAAGAAAAUACAUAUUAUUUUCAAAUUUUAUUUUAUCUGAGUUUUGGAUUACACUUAGCGACGUGUCUCAAACGCACUCGCCGUCUUCUGGUUCACGCUCACCGGUCAUGUGGAACAAAUCGUUAGGCGUAAAAACGUUUAAUCAACGUGACUGUCAGCCAUCAUAUACAUAUUUGCAGCAGACGCGGUUUAAUGGAUAUCGACGCACAUAAUUCAGACGAGCCAAGUCGGUGCACGAUGUACCAAAUUGAAUUAUUGCCGUCUCGUAUCUUGUUUGCAUACGACAGUUGUUCGUACGUCAGUUCGGACAUGUGUGUUUCCGCGUUGAAAAUGUGAUUGGGUGCACAACCUGCAGGUGGAAUACCGUUUGGACAGAAAUCCCAUUUCACAAUAUUAUGGACGUUGCGUCCACCGAUUACCUUAAGACUGCACUGUAUUCGGGAGACAACGGCCCGGACACGGGUAACCGAGACAGCCUCCGACUAAUGGAGCUUGGGCUCCACCUGGAGACCCUUCACGACGGAUCACAUCGGAUCAACACGUCAGUGGAUCAUUUGCUGAACGACCCGUCUCUGUCAGAGAGGAACAACAACGAAUUCACAUUCGCAAACAACAACAAUAACAACAGCAACAACAACAACAAUAACAACAAUAACAACAACAGUUUUGAAACGAUUAUUAGCGGCGACCACGGCUUUGACUUGGACUGCGCGCCCAGCUCGUUCGCGGACAAGUCAGACAUAGUGGACCAAUGGCGGACGUUAAACACGGAUGGAGCCAUCUACACGGUGGAAGUGGUGAACAACUCGGACGGCGGCGUCGGCGAACCACUGUGGUGCAUGCCUGCACUCACCGAGCACCACCAGGACACCAACGCGGUGAGCAACUUCGACGAGACGCUCUUGUCGAUGAACGGCGCCGAAUCCACAGACCCGGUAGGCACUGGCAGGUACAUCAAACAGGACUCUUUGCGGGAGUACAUCAAACAGGAACCGUUGACGGAGUACAUCAAACAAACAGAACCGCUGCAGGAUUACAUCAAACAGGAUUCUGCAGAGUAUACAGGUGAUGAGCUUCUCCGGAACGCAUUGCUGGGCAAAACCAAUCAUAACCACCACCAAAGAUACGGUGACAAGGACGUCAAGCCAUCGGUGUCGACCGCAUCGGACAGCCAAAACUCGUCGCCGGGACCACAGUCCAUGCAAGAUGUCACGUCAUACCCGUCGACAUCCACCGUGGAUAUGCAAGACGUGCUAGCAACGACUAGCAACUGCAGCAACGGCAUCAACGGCAACACGAUCGUCAUGAUCGACGACGACAUGCCAUCGAUGUCGCUAUUGGUGGCCGGCGACGGGGCCUCAGCACAGAACGUCGAUGAUCUCCUCUUGCCAGACUUUGACUUCCAAUACAUCGAUGGCCUGGAUAGCGACAUGUCUCAGUCGUUCCAGCAGUACUGCCCCACUAGUCAGGGGUUCGUAUCCUUCAUCGCCGCAGAGGUGGCGAACAUAUCGCAAAUCCCGGCCACGGUAGUGCUGGACCACCGGGAACUGGAACAGGUGUCAACAUCAUCUUCGUCGUCCCCGCCUGUUCGGCCGGCUAAAAAAUACAACCGUCGUUCACACCACGCUAACGGCAAGACGAAACAGUCGGCCGGCGGCGGCACCGGAACGUCGAUCGCUGGUUCCGGCGGUGGAGGACCGGCCUCGGUGUCAGGUGACGACCAGCCGGCCGGGCACCCACCCGCCAAGAAAGAACGGUCGCUACACCACUGUCACAUAUGCAGUAAAGGCUUCAAAGACAAGUAUUCGGUGAACGUUCACAUACGCACCCACACCGGUGAAAAGCCGUUCAUGUGCACCGUGUGCGGCAAGAGCUUCCGGCAAAAGGCUCACCUGGCCAAACACCAGCACACACACACCACGCCUGCCAAACCGGCGCAAUCGUUAUCGUCCGUCACGCAAUCCGUUAAAGGCAGUGGUGGUGGCAGCCGAAGGUCCACGUCCAGAUAGCCCGGACUGGGGCCGACUAUCACCACCACCGAGUCACCGUCAUCACCAUCGCCACACUCACCAACGACACUACCACCAUUUACCACCAAUCAUAUACCAAUACCAACGUCCAAAACCACCACCAUUGACCUCAGACCUAUCAUUCCUACAGCUUCCCGGAAACGCGCCGAAAACGAACGAUGAAAAAAUCGAACGUAUUCCUCAUCCGCGGAGUUGUACUUACAUCCGUUUUGUGCGCAUAGCGUGCAAAAUAAUAUUAUUAUUAUGAUUAUUAUACGUAUAUAAAAGCGAUCGUCGUGUGUUUACGUAUCGUAACGUACACACCACACACGCGAGCUUUAUUUCGACGACUCGGCCAAUCUUUUUCUCCACCCGGAGAAAUCGUUUCUAAUGUGAUGAUUGAUAAGUUAACCUCAUUAAAAAAUAAUAUUAAUGUAAUAUAAUCGCUUUACGAAUCAAAAUAUUCAAGAGUAUUGUUUUUUUUUACGUGUAACUUUUUUUUUAUUAUAAUUUUUAAGUUUAUAUACGCCGUGUACAU